CCACGUGUCAGCUUGACAGUGACACACUUCUUCUCCCUCCUUCUUCACUUCUCCCCCUCCCUCUCUCUCAAAACAACUUACCACUCAUCUCCACUCUUUCUAGAGAGAGAAACCCAUUUUUUAGACAGAGAGAGACUCAUCACGAAUCACUAGAUGGUGGUGUAAACCCUUUUUCCUAAAGAAAUUGAAGAAAAAACAGAGAUGUAUGUGGGAUCGAUGAGAAAAUCUUUCAAGGAUUCUCUCAAAGUUCUUGAAGCAGAUCUUCAACACGCUAAUACGCUGGCGUCUGAUUUUCCAAGGGAGUACGAUGGCGCGUGUGUGCAGAUGAGAAUGUCAUAUAGCCCGGCUGCACAAUUUUUUCUUUUCUUUGUUCAAUGGUCCGACUGUCACCUCGCCGGUGCUCUUGGCCUCCUGAGGAUUCUGAUUUUUCAGGUUUAUGAUGAUGGAACCACCACCAUGUCUACACAUGAAAGAAAGGCGAGCAUAAGAGAAUUCUAUGGUAUCAUAUAUCCGUCGUUAAUGCAACUUCAAAGUGGCGUGACUGAUUCCGAAGAGAAAAAACAAAAGAAGGUAUGCAUGGAAAGGUAUAGAAAACGAGAAGAUGGAGAUUACAAUCAUCGUUCUGAUAUCGAUAUUGAACGUGAAGAAGAAUGCGGUAUUUGCAUGGAGAUGAAUAGCAAACUCGUCUUGCCUAAAUGUAACCACGCCAUGUGCUCUAAUUGCUAUAAUGACUGGCGUACACGGUCCCUAUCAUGCCCCUUUUGCCGGGUCAGCCUAAAGAGGGUUGACUCGAGUGAGCUGUGGGUGUAUGUUGACUCCAAAGAAGCAAUUGACAUGGCCACAAUAACACGAGAAAAUCUGAAACGGUUCUUCAUGUAUAUAGACAAGCUGCCUCUCGUCAUUCCCACCUCGAAUUUUGACACCUACGAUUCGCAUUUGAUGUAAAGCAUAUAUUAACCACCCCCUGCGUUCGUACUAAUUUACAUAUCUACCCCCUUCGUGAAAUGAAGAAAACCCGAGAUUCGUUUGGGUUUGUUUAGGCUUCUAGAAAUCAAGUGGUUGGUUGUUGAGAUGAACCCGGCCCGAGUUUGUUGUGGGCACGGGGUUGAUAGUUAACUUGAAGCAUAAAAUGAUGGUUGUUGUAUGUAGUAAAUAUAUGUAUGUAUGUAUAUGCUUAAAUGCUAAACUGUCUAAUUUCAUGGUCCUGGAGAUCAUAUGAAUUUGAACCCUACUUGAAAAUAUUAAUUGUAUGUACAGGUUUGGCAUUUAUAUAAUUAAAAACCCUUUCUUCAUA
This is a messenger RNA of Helianthus annuus (common sunflower), 1294 nucleotides long. Its product is annotated as E3 ubiquitin-protein ligase AIRP2. The coding region runs from base 202 to 945 and encodes 247 amino acids. NCBI's taxonomy places the organism in Eukaryota, Viridiplantae, Streptophyta, Magnoliopsida, Asterales, Asteraceae. Gene Ontology annotation, biological process: protein ubiquitination. The record is from RefSeq and is a predicted model, not a curated record. The transcript has 5 exons. Gene Ontology annotation, molecular function: ubiquitin protein ligase activity.